Molecule: messenger RNA, 741 nt
Organism: Rhagoletis zephyria (snowberry fruit fly)
Lineage: Eukaryota; Metazoa; Arthropoda; Insecta; Diptera; Tephritidae
Source: RefSeq, a predicted model, not a curated record
AUGCCGCUGUAUCAACCUCGCCCGCUGGGUAAGUGUGAUACUAGCCACUCUGGUUUCCAUGCGAGAUCACCNUACCGGACAGUACUGGACCGGGAGAAGUCCAGUGACAGCACAGGCGUGGUUGCGAAAGCUAGUCCUCCGGAGGGGAAUCCGGAGAAAAAGACACCCCUAGAUCGGGAAAAACCCGGUGACAGUAAACGGGUGGCUGCGGAGAUUAGUCCUCCUGAAGGAAAGCCGGAGAAGAAGAAGAGCCGUCUUGAAACAGUGGCUCCAAAACUUAAGGCAGAGGCCAGGAAGCCGGGUGUUAGCUUUGCUAGCGCCACUAAGCGCAUUAGACUGGCAGUUCUGCCGAGGGCUUUCCCUGAGAGUACACUCACUCGUGAGGAUCAGGGAAAGAUGGAGGACGCCAUUGUGGAGGAGAUGGGUAAGGGUUGGAGGUCAAUACUCCAAUUCGACGGCAUCCACUUUCGGCCAGGCCUUAUACUAGUCGACUGUUUGGGUGCAGAAUCAGCCGAAUGGUUGCGCGAAAUUGUCCCAAAACUGCCUGACUGGGAUGGUGCGGAACUGACUACGUGCGAUGGGGACAACAUACCCAGGGUGCACGUAAUCACUACGUACCUACCAAAAGCUGCAGGAGUGGACACGCAGAAACUACUAAACCUCAUUAUAGCACAAAAUGAGGGAAUGCAUACCGACCUAUGGAAGGUUUAUAGGAGCAAUGAUGCUAACGAUCGGGAUUGA